UUUUGAACUUCCAAGUUGAGCCAGUGUCCCUGGCAGGACACAUAGGAAUAACUGUGCCCUGGGGUUACCUGCCCGUCUGAAUAGCCUACUUGAGAAAAUCUAAGCAAACUGAACAAGAAAGUGGCCUUUUGUGAAGUGACCCUUUUGUUAUUGUGUGUAACUAUCCAACCUUGCAAGGGACAGAAUGGUGACUGUCCCUGACUCUACUGACUGUCUCCAGGACACAACAGCAGCACCAGAACCUGUGCUGGCUCCCUCUGAUUCUGGACAGGAGGUUGAAGAGAAAGAAGUGGAGAAGGAACCUGUGGCUGUUGGAAAAGUCAUGCCUGAGAGAAGGAAAUCAAUCCUCAAGAGGCCUGGUGCUGCUGCAGAACUACAACCUAAAAAAGUCACCUUUGCCAACACUGAAAUGCCAAGCACAAGCACCGGGAAAGGCGACACUCGGAAGAAAAGCAUUCUGAAGAAAAGCAUUCCAAAGAAAAUCACGCACCGGCCGCCAACGCUGUCCCCACUAACACAACUUUACCUUGAUGACCUCAAGAGCCAUGUGAGUGAGGGGAACCCUACGAAGAAAUACACUGUACAGCAGAUAAUUGGCCAAGGGACUUUUGGAACAGUUUUCCGAGGAGUUGACAUUGCCACAGGAAGACGGGUGGCCAUCAAGAAGAUUUUUGUUCUCGACAGAAAGAACAAAAGGGAGCUUGUUUUAACUGAGGUUGCAGUCCUGAAGAGAAUGAGGCACCCCAAUAUCAUUCGCUACAUAGACAGAUGA
Messenger RNA from Pseudopipra pipra, 772 nucleotides. RefSeq names its product serine/threonine-protein kinase PAK 3-like. The record is from RefSeq and is a predicted model, not a curated record. Lineage: Eukaryota; Metazoa; Chordata; Aves; Passeriformes; Pipridae. Gene Ontology annotation, biological process: protein phosphorylation; intracellular signal transduction; regulation of MAPK cascade. The transcript is spliced from 6 exons. Bases 185 to 772 code for a protein of 195 amino acids. Gene Ontology annotation, cellular component: cytoplasm. Gene Ontology annotation, molecular function: protein serine/threonine kinase activity; ATP binding.